AUGGACUGCCAGACGACCAGAAAAAGAUGCAAAGAAGAGUUUGCAAAAGUGUUCAACCUGCAGCUGGAGGGAAGCGACACAGAAAGGUCUUCAGCCCUGGGAGAUCUGCUAGAAGAAGAGAUAUGCAAGAAAGCAAAAAGCAAAAUAGAAUACGGAGCACUCUUCAGAAGUAAAUAUCUGAACUUGAAAGAUCCGUCUAAUAAGUGGCUGUGCACCUCGGUCUACAACGGAGUGCUCGACACACACAAAUUCAUAGCAAUGUCUGUGGAGGAGAUGAAAAGUAAAGAGCUAAAGGAGCUAGAAGCAAAGAUAUUCCAAAGAGCUCUCCUGGACACAACAGUCGCCCAGGAAGAAGCAGAGACAGACAUAUUCUUCUGCACAAAGUGCAAACAAAGAAAGUGCACGUACAGACAGCUGCAGACCAGAAGUGCCGAUGAGCCCAUGACAACGUAUGUGCACUGUGUUGUGUGUAAGAACAACUGGAAGUUCUGCUAG
Molecule: messenger RNA, 495 nt
Organism: Nematocida minor
Lineage: Eukaryota; Fungi; Microsporidia
Product: transcription elongation factor S-II
Exons: 1
Coding region: 1-495 (164 amino acids)
Biological process (GO): transcription antitermination; DNA-templated transcription; transcription elongation by RNA polymerase I
Cellular component (GO): nucleus
Molecular function (GO): zinc ion binding; nucleic acid binding
Source: RefSeq, a predicted model, not a curated record